This is a messenger RNA of Aspergillus aculeatinus CBS 121060, 1056 nucleotides long. RefSeq names its product PLP-dependent transferase. Bases 1 to 1056 code for a protein of 351 amino acids. NCBI's taxonomy places the organism in Eukaryota, Fungi, Ascomycota, Eurotiomycetes, Eurotiales, Aspergillaceae. The transcript has 2 exons. The record is from RefSeq and is a predicted model, not a curated record. Gene Ontology annotation, biological process: L-tyrosine biosynthetic process; aromatic amino acid catabolic process. Gene Ontology annotation, molecular function: aromatic-amino-acid:2-oxoglutarate transaminase activity; pyridoxal phosphate binding; L-2-aminoadipate:2-oxoglutarate transaminase activity.
AUGCAUCGACCGCGGUACUCCGACUGGGUCGUGUGUCUUUCGUGUGGCUCGACGUCUGCCUUGGACAUCGCCUAUCGGAUCUUCUGUAACCGAGGAAAUACUGUUCUCACUGAGUGCUACACCUACCCUGGCGCUGUGGAAGGAGCAGGUCUGCAGGGCACCCGAGUGCAGGCAGUGGCCGUGGAUGCAGAAGGACUGCGCCCGGAUGUCUUGGACGAGAUAUUACAAAACUGGGACACCUCGGCUUCUUCCAAGCCCCGUAUCUAUCGAAUUGCGGAAACGCACGACCUGAUUAUCAUCGAAGAUGACCCAUAUUACUCUCGGCGUCUGGGCAUGCAGUUUGACGACGAGCUCAAUGGGCAGGGUAAUGGAGGUGAUAGCGUGCUCACCGCCAUCGACAGGUUUCAGGCGAAAGCAGUCCCAUCCUCUCUCUCGAUCGAUCGAUCUGGUCGCGUUGUCUGCCUAGAUUCAACAUCCAAGAUCCCGGCCCCUGGUCUUCGUGCUGGGGAGGUGACUACCUCAUCGCAGGUCAUUCGCAAAUUCGUGGCAUACCAGGAGGUCUCGACGCUGGGGAUCGAUGGGCCGAUCCAGCUCAUGCUUUGGCAGUUGCUCGAUAAGACGUGGGGUCACGAAGGCUUUUUGUUGUGGUUGUCGAAUCUCUCACGGCAGUACCAGUUACGUCGCGAUAUUCUGUUGCGGGCUUGUGAAAAGUAUCUCCCUCGCGGAUUUGGGUCCUGGAAUUGUCCCCAGUAUGGGAUGUUUCUCUGGCUGCAGCUCGAUCAUCGCCAGCAUCCUCUGCUUCGCUACCAGACGACAACUGACUUCAGUGUGGAGGCUUUUCUGGCUGAGAUGGAGAUUUGGAUCGUGUCGAGGGCUCUGGAGCAUGGAGUGCAGGUCACGAAAGGGUCAUUGUUCUCUCCUAGCCCGAAGCGCCAGGGUAUGCUCUGCAUCCGAUUGACGUCUGCGGCUGCACUGGCGAAGGAUUUGAGCGCAGGUGUCAAGCUUUUGUCAGAUGUAUUGCGGGAGGAGUUUGCCUUAGAAGCCCAUAUGGUGUAG